This is a messenger RNA of Vitrella brassicaformis, 5272 nucleotides long. The record is from the annotation of a GenBank genome assembly. Lineage: Eukaryota; Vitrellaceae.
AAGGUGCAUUCACCGACACAUGUACAUGUACAGAGACGCCCAAUGCAUAUGUAUGUAUGUAGGUAUGUAUGUACACACGACGCACCAACCGCAGACGCGUGGCCCUCCAGAUCUAGGCAGCAAAGCAGCGAUGGAUCUAUAAAAGACCUCUCUUCUUCAUGGCCACACACACAUCACAACAAAAUUCGCAGAUGCACCGGUCACCCCAUCCCCAUGGUAGCGUCGGUCGGCGGCACACGCACUGAGACAGCGAGGUAGCUAGUCGACAUAAAGAAGGAAACGUACACAAUGCAAUGCAUCGAGGGCUCAAAAAGCCAUAAAGGCUGCCUCUGGGGGACACGAACCGAGAGCAACGAAACUCUUAAAUCCAUCAAUUGCCCCACCCCCCUGCCGUCGUCUGUCUGCCAUGAUACAGCAUGCUGGCCGUCGACAUAUGUAUUCGACCACACCACAGCCCCACCAUAGCACCCACCCCACCACCAGCACCCACAGUGGUCGAUCCAUUGUCACGAGAAUAUGGCCGGGCUCCAGCCGGUGAAGGCCUCACGACACAGGGGGCACUGGCGAGGCUGCAUGGUCUGUGCACAUUGCAGGCAGAUGCAGAAGUGGUUGCACGGCCGCAGCACCACCGACCGCUCCCUCUUCUGGCACACUUGGCAGUCGGUGGCCUCCUCUCGGGCCCUCUGGUUGCUCUGCUGCAUCUGCUGGAGCAUCUGUUGACGCAACUCGGCCUGCAUCUUCUGCUGGGCGGCCUGCUGAGUCUUGACGAUGAGCGAAUUCAGCCGGGAUUGCUCGUUGGUAAGUGCCGUCUGUCGGUCGACCAGCUGCAUGGCGAAGCCGCUCAACUCGUCUGCAGUGGUCAGGCCAUUGAAGGUCUCACUCAACCUGAAUUACACACAUCAUUACAUCAAAGGGCAUGCACUGGUGUCGCCCGCCUUUGUGUGAUUGGGUACUGACCUGUCGAUUUGAAUGCUGCGUAGCUCAUCAAUGUCGGCCUGCAGCGCCCGGUUCCCCUCGGUGAGACUGCUUGAGCGACAGACACAAAGGGAGAGAGAUGCGUGACGAGGUACGUUGGCUGCCUGUCGGCUACGCACCUGGCGAUCUCCUGCGCCUGGGAUGUGUUCUGCUGAGUGAGCGACGCCUCCCUCUCAGCAGCAGCCCUGAUAGGGCGAACGACACACACGCACACACACACACACACACAGACAGUUCCGUCCCAUUCAUUGCGGUGUGGGUGAGUGAGUGCUGUGUGGCUGACUGACCUCUUGUAUCUGUCAAAGUGGUGUUGGAGCUGCCCCAUCUCGGCCGCCUGCUGCUCACGGAGAGACCUCUCGCGAUCGAUGUCACUGAAAGCACUGACACAGAGAGUGAGGUGCAUAUGACCUUGUUUGCCUCCUGUGUGUGUGAAGCUACCUGGUGAGCCGCUGGUGCUGUUGGCUGAGCUGCUGGCGGUGGGCCUCAUUGGCUCGACGCAUAUCGGCCUGGAGCCGCUCGUUGGCCGCCAGAGUGUCGGCGACGGUCUGCUCGCCCACCAUCUGAGCCUCACGCAAACUGCAGACGGCAACAAAGGAGGGAACAGUCAGUUGGAUGGAUGCACCGAUGCAUGUGUACCGCUCGCUCUCCUGACGGGCCGCGAGGGUCUCCUGACGGGCCGCAUGAGUCUCCUGCUUGGCCGCAUGAACCUGAUGCUGGAGGGCGGCCUCCCUCUCGAUCGACUCACGCCUAUAGCCCGACAACGCAACCACGGUGGUGAGUCCCUCCCGCCGUUCGUUAUUCUUCUCUCACCUCGUCGCCUCGAUCUGCCGGUCUCUGCGCAUCAACUCGGCCUCGAGCUCAGCAACCCUGACAAAACCAGACACACCAUCACUGUGUGCCCACACCCCAUCAAUCGCCUCACCUGGCCCGCAUCGCCUCGGCCUCCUCUCCACCACCCACACGCCCAUCGUCACCGUGCCCCGCUGCGCCCCCAUCGGUCUCUCCAGCACCCUGGCCAGCCAGGCCAUCGCCGCCACCAUUCUCUUUUACACCAUCAAGCGACAGCAGGCCAUCAAACUCAUUCCCGCCAUCGGCCAGCGGGGGCAUUGAAGGAGCCAUCGGAGGAACCAGAGGCUCACUGACAGCACUCACGGCUGCACAAGCACCAGCAGCGACAGCUGGGCCAUGGAGGGGGCUGCUCGACGGCUCGCUGUCCACGUGCUCGAGACCACCAUCCGCCUCUCCCUCUCCCUCCUGCACAGAUGGGUUGCCGUCUGCCGCAAUGGAUGGCGCUGCUGCUGGGGCGGAUGGGAGAGGGCCAGCCGAUGCAGCUGGGGCAGCUGGUGUCUUGUUCUUGUGUCGCUUCUUCUUCUUGGCCUUCUUGCCGCCCUCGCCCCCCUGCUGCGCUGCCUCACCAUGCUGCUGCUGGUCCUCAUCGCUGGAGAAGUCAACCCCCAGAGCCUUGCGCGCCGCCCGAGCACGCGCCUCGGCCCGCUUCAGCCGCUCCUGUGCUCUCGUGUUGUCCUUGGGCGGCUGGUCGCCUCUCUUGCUGUCCUUCUCGGCCUGGCGGGCGGCCCGCUUCUGCAUGAUGUCGCGUUUGUGGCGCAGCUCGUCGCGUUUGCUCUCGAAGCGGGUCGGCUGCCGGCCCUUGCUGGUGCGGGGGUCCUCCUGAUGCGACUCGGCGGUGCCAGAGACGAAUUGCGACUCAGGGAACUGAGCUGCCAUGGCGUUCCGCAGCACCUCUGAACGACGAAGUCAAAGGAAAGGCGGUGUGCCAUGCGUGUUCGUAUGCGGUUGGUGGUGGCCAGCCCACCGAUGUCCUCGAGCAGCGUAGUUUUGGCGGCGGUGUUCUUGCCGAUCUGCUCCGCGAGGCUGGUGAUCUUGCUGUCGAUGUCGGCAUCGGCGGCGGCCGGCUUGUCCCUCUGGGCCUCGAGGUCGUUGAGCUUGGUCUGCAGCGUCUGCAGCAGCUUCUCGAGAACGGCAAGCCGCUUGAGCUUCUUAUCCAAAGCCUGAACACACCAAUGAUUGACACAGUGACCAGUCGAACUUGCUGUAUUUUCAGGCACGCAUGCUCGAACUUGUGAUCCACCCCGUUGGAGCACCAGCCUGGCGGCUUCUGCACAGAACAAAUCACAGCAAUGAGGCUAUGACCGACACCAGAUGGCUUCUGCCCCCACCGGUCCCUCACUUACCAUUGAGGGCGUUGAGGGCGGUACGCGCUGUAUCGACAUCCUCUUGAGUGAUGUUGUUGAUGGCAGGGUCGUCCUUGAGAGCCUCAAGUCGACUCACACAGUCGGAAUACCGUGUCAGGUCAGCCGGCGUCACAGAGAAGGGGUCUUGGAAAACGUGUCCUGAGACGAUGCCGCGGUCGUCAUGUGACAUGCUCUCAAAAUACAGGGUCAGCAAUGAAAGCCCCAUCGUGGUGAAAGCCUUCCACCACGUGAAGGGGGCGAGAGGGUCGUAGGAGCGCACCAGGACAUCACACAGGUGCUGGGGGAGAUGCGACGAUGGUUCGACAUAGAGCUUGUCGGGCACAAACUUAAGACCUGAACAGACAGCAGGGAAGGGGGGUGGCGCUAGUGUAGCUGGUUGGCUCACCUGUGCAGAUAACUGGCUGUUCGUAGGCGCCUUUCUUGUUGAUCUCUUCGAUCCCGCAAAUGACGGCGACUAUGUAGUCCCUGUGGGGCACAUCUGCACCGGUCCACAGGCACAACCAAGUAGUCGCACGAGCUGGCAUGCCCUCCCUGCACGUUCACGUACCUCUGAGGUUCAGAACGAAUGGCGGUUUGCUUCUGGCCUCCUUCUCCUUGGCCUGCAGCCCCUCCUCCCUCCUCUCCCGUGCUGCCCUCCGUCGGUCCUCCUCAGCUGCGUCAGCCGCCGGCGGCAGGCGGGCGUCAUCGGCCGCCCACCGACGCUCCUUGACCACACGUGCGGCUCGGAGCUCACUCUCACGCUCAGCAUAGGCCCUGGUGACGGCGCCAUGCACCAAUGACGCAAAGUCGCCACUCGACAGGAACUGAUGGCUGAUGAGCUUGCCCAGCGGCUCGGAUGCUGCAAAAUGGACACAUACGAAACAGCAUCAUGUAGGCGAAGGUUGCUAGUGGCUUCGUACAUGAGAUAAAGAGGCCCGAUAGUGUGGGAUUCUGCAAUGCGAAUCGGAGGAAGGGCUCAACGGUGUUUGCGGUGGCAGGCAGACCCAGGAAGCUGAAGGGACACGCUCAGCGACAUACACACUCGCAGACACACGAGUGCAUGUGGCCUACUUGAGAGUGCGUCGAUUGGGGUUGGUCAUGAGGCCAGCCGUCGCGGCCGACAUGACUAUGUCCUCAACGACGGGCAGCGACAGCUCGCCAACCAAAUCGAACGACAGAGAGAGCGACGUGCACGCAAUGGUGCCGAAGAGGCGCUCAAGCACUCUCUGCGGACAAGAGAGAUGCCAACAGGGGAGGGUAUCCGCAAGGCUGUCUAAGUGUGGCCAGUGCCUUCCACACCCGCAGUUGGUCGUAUCGAUCGGCUUCGCCCUCAGACUUGGUCAACGCGAUAUUGUACAGAAGAGACUCGGAAGACCUACCACAGAGGCCCUGCAGGCGAUACGACACACACAAGUACAGCCCACCACAUGGAUUCCCCGGCGACCUCGAGCAAGGUUAGAUAGGAAUUGAACGACAUAGCACAUGAUAAGAGUGCCAUUUGCCUGCACACACACAUCACAUGGCCUCAGUGAAUGCUCCAUUUUGCCAUUCUCCGCCGUGAACUCAUACCUGAGUGUCGUGAAGGGCUGUUCUUUCUUGUCCUCCCCCGUGUCGGCCGUCUGCCCCGCCUCGGUCGUCUCCUGUGUGUCCUCCGUUGAGUCUGCCGGCACGGCAGCGGAUGAUGUGCUGUGGGUGCGGGUGAUGUCACACGAUGAUGACGGCGGCGGGGAGGCACUCUCGCUGCUGCUGUCGCCCUUGCCGUAUCCUUCUGGCCGGGCCUUGAGCAAGGCACUCAACCGGUGGGCGAACGCACGGCUCAUGUGGACGCCGUCCAGGCGCAGCUCGAGAAGAGAGGGCACGCGGCCGAUGGCGUCGGCAAGUUGGGCGCACUCGUCAUCAGGCAACUGAGUCAAAUCCGCAUCUGCGCGAGACAAAUGCCUUGACAGUCAGCGGCAACGUGCGCGUUCUCUUGUGACCGGCUUACCGAUCAGUUGGAGCUUCAUGAGCCUGUCGGCCCUCUGGAGGAAGCCGAUGAGGUCGCUGAGGUCAUCGGAGGUCGGCGAGCACUCCCAGUGGAUCAACAAGUCCAACAUCAUGUCGGGUGA